UGUUACAAACUUGAGUACAACAUUGGCAUGCCGCUUUGCCAACUAUCCAAGUGUAUAUCAUAAAAAUAACACAAGCGCUUAGCUCUCUCCACUGACGCAUUUAAUGGAUGAAUGUGCGGGAAUGCGAGUCGAGUGGGAGUUGGAAUGGCAGUUAACUAAGAGCAACGCGAUUAGAUGUUGAUUAGAAGCAUAUGUUGUUCAGUUGGGAUUAAAACCAGCUUGGGUCGCACCAUGACAAUAUCUGUUUCACAUGCCGCAGCACAAGGCAAUGCACCGAGGCACAGUGGCAACAACAACUCCAGCUCCAGUUCCAGCACAAACUCCAAUUGCAGCACAAAGCCGCUGCCUGGCUACAUGAGUACGCGCUCGGCAGCAAUGAUGGCUUUGGCUUUGGGUCAACAGUCCACAGCAGAAAGAAGCAAAAGCAAGAAGACCACAAGCACAACCACGCCCACACCUACACCCACGCCGCCGCCCACAAGCAACGCCUCGCCACGCACGCAUCAUAGAACUGUGUCCACAGCACAGCGUGUUGGCAAUAGUCGUGCCACGCCCACAAGCACGCCAUUACCGCCGCCGCCCACUUCCAAGCCCAGCACGCCGACAGCAGCGCGUGCCGCUGCACAAUUGAAUGGCAUGAGCAUUAACUCGGGCGGCAGCAAUUCCAGUGGCUCCGACAAUGAUGGCUUCAGCACCUCGGGCUCCACCACAGCCACCGCAUUGAGGCGUUUGUAUUUUAAGAGCGGCCGCAGCAUUAAGAACAAACUGAAUGCAUCAACAGCCUCAGCGGCCGUCGCAGCAGCAGCAGCGACGCCCUUGAACAGUUUGCCGCUAAGCGCCGUGUCCAGCGCCUAUCAUCAAACAGUGGGCGGUGUGGGCAGCGCCAUGCAUGCCAUGGGCGUGGCUGGUGUACCCAAGCUGGUUGUAAUGGGCACCUCGUCAGCCUCUAUACCCGACACCAACAUCAACACAUCCACAGACUCGGCCUGCACGCUCAUCACCAACGUAACGCACACGGACACAUCGGAGACCUGCGACUCGCUGGAUCUCGGCGACAAUUCCGGUCCGAGCGAGCCGCUGUUUAGCUCGCUGGAGGAGCCGCUGCUUACGGCCAUACAAAUCGAUUCCGAGCAUGAGACAGUCAACAUUGGCGGCGCCACUGAGCUGGAACUAACGAGCUGCACGCGCUCGCGCUACGCACAGCGGCCGGACAUGAAUCUGCAGGACAGCACCGAGAGCCAGGAGAGCUGCCUGUCCAUACUAACGGGCGAGGCAACCUCAACUACUCCACUGUUGGCCACAACGCGUCAGCCCAGCACAGCGCCGCCGCCCACACGCGCUCGUGAGCACUUUACGUUUGAUCUGCCGCAGUCGCCCAAAUCCGCACGCAGCAGCGAAAAGGCGCGCAGCCAUUUUAGCUUCAAGGAGGAUGCACAACAGAAGCGAACGCGCAAUGAUGCCAAACAGCAGCAGCAGCAGCAGCAACAACAACAAAAGCUGAAGCUAUCACCAUCUGGCAAUGCGGGCAACGCUGCCAAUCAGCGCAAAUAUUCCUCGAGUUCCUCCAGCGGCAGCAGCGAGCGCAAUUUGCGCGAUGUGGUGGCCGCCAGCGCUGGCAGCACCAUGUUUCCAUUUGAUCGCGAGGCGCUCGACUAUGAGCGCAUACAGCGCGAAUGCUUUGCGCCCAGCUCGGCGACAGCCAGCACCAGCAGCGAUUCCGAUGAAGCCGAUCAUUGCUCCGUCUAUGAGCGCAAGCUUAGCUCUGAUAUAUUCCAGCAAUACUCGCGGCUUACACAACAGGAGCAGCAGCAGCAGCAACAGCACAACCAUGAGCGAGAUCGCGAGCGUCCGCCGUCGCGCAAGAACUCCAAGCGCAUACGUCCAGAUUCGGUUAUACACACGACCAUACGUGAGAAUCAACAAUAUGUGCCGCAGUCGGAUGCAUUCUAUCCGCAAGCCAAGUCCAGCAGCUCGCCCAGCGAUCACUCCUACACUGAAAUCAACAAGUUCGAGGACAUUGCCAGCAAGUUUGAGCAAAUACCGCCCAAGCAUGGCUCCAACUCGAAUCUUAAUCUGCAUCAGCUGCAUAUGCACAGUCCGGGCGCCAUUAAUGUGACAGCGAAUCCUCUAGAGACGGCAGCAGUGUGUAAGCAGCCAAGAGCGACAAUUGUUGUGCAGCAGCCCUCACUUAGCCUGGACAGCACAGUGGAGACGCUGCUGAUUAAGAAUGAGGGUGAUUUCAUUAGCGUGGAGCAGGGCAAGGAGCUCAAUGCACGCAAGCGGCACUCGCAGCAGCUGCCACAUGCGCCACACUCCGCCCAGUUGCAUCAUCAUCAGCAGCAGCAGCAGCAGCAGCAACAACAACACAAAAGAGACGAGAACAUGCGUCAGUUGCUGGAUGUAACCAACACGCUUACAAUUGAGGAAUUGCGCGAUUUCGAAAUGCGCUAUGGCUCGCCACACCACAGUCGCUCGCAAUCAGUCAAAAUGCCCGGCAGUCGUGCCUCGGGGCGGCCAAAUCAGUUGUGUUUGCCACAGCAACGAUCACGCGUGGCUUCGAUGCCCAACACUGGCGUGGAGGAGGAGUACUACAGACUGCGGCACUUUAGCAUCACUGGCAAGGGCGUGGUGAAUCGUGGAGAUUCGCUUAAGAGCCGACGCAGUCGCUCCAACAACAGCGUGGCCAGCUCCAACUCUAGCACCGAACACUUGACCGCACAGCAGCAGCAACAACAGCAACAACAGCAGCAGCAGCAGCAACAGCUGCCAGCACCAACAUCAAGCUCUGCGCGCACUUCGUUGGCCUCGAGUCGUGAGAGCAGCACCUCCAAUCCAGGCAACGGACCCUAUAGAGUUCUUAUGCUGGGCGGUCCAGCGGUGGGCAAAAGUUCGCUGGUGUCGCAGUUCAUGACUUCGGAGUAUCUCCAUGCCUAUGACACGAGCAUUGAUGAUGAGUCUGGCGAGAAAGCCGUAUCAGUAUUACUCAGCGGCGAGGAGUCCGAGUUAAUAUUCAUUGAUCAUGGCUAUACGGAGAUGACACCGGAUGAAUGCUUGACCAGCUAUGAUCCACAUGGCUAUUGCGUCAUCUACUCAGCGGCAGACCGUAGUAGCUUCAACAUAGCUGAGCAGGUGCUGCAGGUGCUUUGGACCAAUCAAAAUAUAGCACAGAAGGCCGUCAUACUGGUGUCGAAUAAGGCGGACCUCGCCAGAAGUCGCCACGUUACAUCCGAAGAGGGCAAAGCCAUGGCUACGGCGUAUGACUGCAAGUUUAUUGAGACCUCCGUGGGCAUAAAUCAUAAUGUCGAUGAACUGCUAGUCGGCUUGCUAUCGCAGAUACGUCUUAAGCUCGAGAAUCCCGAGAAAUCCAGGGAUUUAUUCCGCAAGCGUUCCAUACGCAAAUCCAAACGUCGCGCCUGCUCGCCCCUCAGCUCUGGCUGCCUCAAUGCCAACACACCCCUAGGUCCAAUGGGAGCUGGUCUAGGUGACAUCGUUGGCACACCACCAGGCAGCGCGCAUAGCAGUCCACGCAAAUAUCGUGGCUCACGCACUUCCACCAGUCUUAAGGUUAAGGGUCUGCUUGGACGUGUCUGGACGCGUGAUUCCAAGUCGAAGAGCUGCGAAAAUUUGCAUGUGCUCUAAGCCCAUUACACACACUCCGCCCACAAAAGAAAAACAAAAAAAAAAUCCCAAAAGAGCCUUUGUGCUUAACCCUGGCAAAUCCUAAGGAUUAUUAUUGUUUGUAACAGCUCCUAAGUUUAAAAAACGUACAAGCUACAAAUAGACUCAUAGUUUAUAUUUAUAAUUGCUGUAUAUAUAAUUUUAAAUAC
Messenger RNA from Drosophila busckii, 3827 nucleotides. Its product is annotated as transcription factor kayak. The record is from RefSeq and is a predicted model, not a curated record. Gene Ontology annotation, molecular function: GTPase activity; calcium channel regulator activity; GTP binding. Gene Ontology annotation, cellular component: plasma membrane. Bases 175 to 3639 code for a protein of 1154 amino acids. The transcript has 15 exons. NCBI's taxonomy places the organism in Eukaryota, Metazoa, Arthropoda, Insecta, Diptera, Drosophilidae.